This is a messenger RNA of Lampris incognitus (smalleye Pacific opah), 708 nucleotides long. It is a transcript of the gene vegfba, whose product is annotated as vascular endothelial growth factor Ba. The record is from RefSeq and is a predicted model, not a curated record. Gene Ontology annotation, biological process: positive regulation of protein phosphorylation; vascular endothelial growth factor receptor signaling pathway; positive regulation of angiogenesis. Gene Ontology annotation, molecular function: chemoattractant activity; growth factor activity; vascular endothelial growth factor receptor binding. Gene Ontology annotation, cellular component: membrane. Lineage: Eukaryota; Metazoa; Chordata; Actinopteri; Lampriformes; Lampridae.
AUGGGGAUUAUGCUUCAGAUUAUUCUGGGAAUGUUUCAAUUCCUGCUGCUCGCCAGGAUACCAGCCUUCCACGCCAAGCUCGCCCACUGGCGACCAGCAGACUCCCCCAGGUCCAGAUGAGAGUCGAGAAGGUACAUCAUCCGGCGGUGGCUGGAGGUGUAUUCCCGUGGCUGCGAACCGCGGGACACCCUGGUGGAGGUGUGGCGGAGUUGCCCGGGAACCCACCACCUCUUUGUCCCGGCCUGUGUGUCGGUGAGGCGCUGCGGCGGCUGCUGUGCCGAUGAGGCCCUGGAGUGUGUGCCCUCACUCACACACACACUCACCAUGGAGCUGAUGAGGACCUCCUUCAUGAAGCACGAGCUCGUUGAGCUGCCCUUCAUCGAGCACAGCCAGUGUGAAUGUAGAGUCAAAGACCUCCAGCUGUUAACUACGACAAGGCCCGUCUCCAAGCCCAGAAGGAAAGACAGGAAAAAGGAGAAGGGCAAAUCCAAACUGAAGCAAACUGGAAUCAUCCGGACCACAUCCACCCCUCCUCCCCCCACCUCGGCCCCCUCACCAGGGUCUCGUUGCCGCCCCUGCCCGGGCAGGAAACUAGUGCUGGAGAGCAGGUUGUGUCAGUGCCGUUGCACCAUCAGCCCACAGAGCUGCAGCCAGAAAGGCAGGAGGCUCAACCCUCACCGUUGCAGAUGCGAUGCCUUGAGAGUGUGA